AACUGUCUUGGCUGUCGCCGUAUAGUAGUUAAAUGCGGUGGUUUUCAGAUCAUCUACCUCACCGCUCCAUGGCCACAUCUCUAUCCUUCUCUAUCUCUCCAUCAAAUUUCAUUAAAUAGUCCACUGUCCUUCUAACUGCUUUAUUCUAACCCUAUAUCUCCCAUUUGAUUUUCCUCACUCUCCCUGUCCUGUGCUUUCCUUGUAAUCUUCACGUUCUACACUAUUAAUAUUAGCAGAAGCUUAGCUUUUCCCUUCUUCAUAGCAUUUUUUAAGUCUUCAUCAAGACCCGCUUCUCAGAUCCAAAACAAAAACUAAAAGAUGAGUCUCUGUUUCGUUGACGAUCUCAAGUCUCAGCCUUCAUGGCUUCUUGUGCUCUUCACUCUGGGUUCUCUUUCAUUUCUGAAGUUCCUUUUCGCUUCUCUCAAAUGGGUCUACGUUAGUUUCCUCAGACCUGCCAAGAAUCUCAAGAAAUACGGAUCAUGGGCUCUCGUUACUGGACCCACUGACGGUAUUGGCAAAGGAUUCGCUUUCCAAUUGGCUCGAAAGGGUCUCAAUUUAAUCUUGGUGGGCAGAAAUCCCGAUAAACUCAAAGAUGUGUCGACUUCAAUUCAAUCCAAAUACAGUAAUGUCCAAAUCAAGAACGUUGUUGUUGAUUUCAGUGGCGAUAUUGACGAGGGUGUUCAAAAGAUUAAGGAGACUGUUGAAGGUCUGGAUGUUGGUAUCUUGAUUAAUAAUGUCGGGGUUUCUUAUCCUUAUGCCAGGUUCUUUCAUGAGGUUGACGAGGAGCUGUUGAAGCAUUUGAUUAGAGUGAAUGUUGAAGGUACUACUAAAGUUACACAAGCUGUUCUGCCUGGGAUGUUGAAGAGGAAGAAGGGUGCUAUUGUUAAUAUUGGUUCUGGAGCUGCCAUUGUAAUCCCUUCUGAUCCUCUUUAUGCUGUUUAUGCUGCUACUAAAGCGUACAUCGAUCAAUUCUCAAGGUGCCUUUAUGUUGAAUACAAGAAAAGUGGGAUUGAUGUGCAGUGUCAGGUUCCCCUUUACGUUGCAACAAAGAUGGCAUCAAUAAAGAGAUCUUCCUUUUGGGUUCCUUCAUCAGACAGUUAUGCCCGGGCAGGUCUGCGUGCUAUAGGCUAUGAACCUCGCUGCACACCUUACUGGCCCCAUUCCCUUCUUUGGGGUUUGAUACAAUUGUUGCCAGAAUCAGCUGUUGAUUCCUGGCGACUAGGUUUUUGCCUUAGGAUUCGAAAGAGAGGACAGCUUAAAGAUUCUAGAAAGAAUGAAUGAACGGUUUAGCCAGGGAGUUUGGUCUGUGGAUUAAACUUUUAGGAUGCUGAUUGUGUUCUUGUAAUUGACCUUCUCCAAAACGUUCCUGUCAUUUUCGUUUUCAUGUUGCCUUUUGGUUAUUAUGAAUGGAGGACCAUUGGUAUGCCUUGAUAAUUUUACUAGUUAAUAAAAGCAUGAAUGAUUAAAGCAUAUAAAA
This is a messenger RNA of Populus trichocarpa (black cottonwood), 1477 nucleotides long. RefSeq names its product very-long-chain 3-oxoacyl-CoA reductase 1. The record is from RefSeq and is a predicted model, not a curated record. Gene Ontology annotation, molecular function: ketoreductase activity. Gene Ontology annotation, cellular component: endoplasmic reticulum. The coding region runs from base 319 to 1281 and encodes 320 amino acids. The transcript is spliced from 3 exons. Lineage: Eukaryota; Viridiplantae; Streptophyta; Magnoliopsida; Malpighiales; Salicaceae.